Molecule: messenger RNA, 1843 nt
Organism: Rubroshorea leprosula
Lineage: Eukaryota; Viridiplantae; Streptophyta; Magnoliopsida; Malvales; Dipterocarpaceae
Source: the annotation of a GenBank genome assembly
ACAUAUGCUGCCGUGGCAGUUCCAGUAAGCAAAUAUCCAAUCAAUACCCACAACCUCGCCGGCGCAAAAACGGUCGCACACUGGUCGGAGCUGAAAAUAAUGAGAAAUCCAAUCGGAGCGGCGAGGGCUUUCGAUAAGAUAUCACGCGGCGGCCUUCUUUCAUCGUCAAUGGCCUCCCAAUUCGGAGGCAUCAGUUUUUCUUCAACAGCAGGCUUCAAUUUUUCCUGCAGUGAUGAGUCUACUAGAGAGUCACUCCUUGGGAGAGAAACAAGGAACAUAUCCAGGGGAGAUUGUUUAAAUCAUAAACUUGCCAGCUUGAGUGGGAUAUCUAGUAGUUUUCAUGACGCCUUGUACUUUUCCAGAUAUAAUUACAGCACCCAUUGCUCUGAUAAAUCCACAAGAGAAUUAAUAAAUAAGGGGAUGGAUGUGAAUUGUGAAGAGAUGAUCAACUACUUCUCUAACAUAAGACCCUUGUCUAUAUUUGAUCAUGGCUAUAAGAUACUAUGGCCUGUUGAAAUUAUGAGAGCUUAUAGAAACAUUCCUUCACAUGUGAAGAUAGUAGAGGUUGGUCCUAGGGAUGGAUUACAAAAUGAAAAGGAGAUUGUACCAACUACAGUAAAGGUCAAGUUGAUAAAAAUGCUUGUUUCUUCAGGAUUGCCUGUUGUUGAGGCUACAAGUUUUGUCUCACCAAAAUGGGUUCCACAACUAGCAGAUGCAAAGGAUGUAAUGGAAGCAAUUCAAAAUGUUGAAGGUGCUAGAUUUCCAGUGUUGACUCCCAACCUUAAAGGUUUUGAAGCUGCUAUUGCAGCUGGAGCUACGGAAGUAGCCAUUUUUGCCUCAGCUUCUGAGUCUUUUUCAAAGUCAAACAUCAAUUGUAGCAUUGAAGAUAGUCUUACUCGUUAUCGUGAUGUUGUUUCUGCUGCAAGAGAGCUAUCAAUUCCUGUCCGUGGAUAUAUAUCAUGUGUCGUGGGUUGUCCUGUGGAAGGAAUGGUGCCUCCAUCAAAAGUUGCAUAUGUGGCUAAACAACUUUCUGACAUGGGUUGCUAUGAAAUCUCCCUUGGUGAUACAAUUGGUGUUGGUACACCUGGUACUGUCAUUCCAAUGCUUGAAGCUGCUCUUGAUGUUGUUCCAAUUGAUAAGCUUGCUGUGCAUUUUCAUGACACUUAUGGGCAAGCCCUUUCAAAUAUUUUAGCAUCUCUCCAAAUGGGGAUCAACACUGUGGAUUCAUCAGUUUCUGGUCUUGGAGGUUGUCCAUAUGCUAAGGGUGCUUCUGGAAAUGUUGCCACUGAGGAUGUUGUUUACUUGCUAAAUGGUCUUGGAGUAAAGACCAAUGUGGAUCUUGGAAAACUGAUGUUGGCUGGAGAUUUUAUCUGCAAGCAUUUGGGACGGCAAUCUAACUCAAAGACUGCAAUUGCCUUGAGUAAGAAAACAGCAAAUGCCUCCAAGCUUUAAGGUACAAGACCUAAGUCAUUCGUUACCAUACUCGAAAAUUGUAUGUGUUACACUUUAACCCUGCUUAUUUGUUGUUGGAUUAGUAUUUCUAUAUAUCAUACCAUGUAAGGGAUCCAAUCUCAUUGAAUAAAUAAAACUUCUCUGGAAUAAAAUCUUUUGCAACUCCUUAAAGGUUGCAAACUUGUUUACCAAUAUGUGGUCCUGGAGGAAGCUUGCUCCAACCUGAAUGUUAACGUGUUCUGAAGCCCUACUGUCCAAGUUACCCGGUUGUGCUGUCAUUGUCCAAAUCACUAGGGCUUCGUUUGUUGGUGCUUUCUCACAGCCUUUUUCAUAUAAUACCUUAUGAAAAAAAAUGUAGAUUUAUAACUCUUAAUUAAUUUUAAUUAAUUUU